AUGGCACAGUCAGCGGGGGAAGAUGCAGCAAAGUCGGUGGAAGAAGAGGGCACGUCGACGCCAACGCAAAAAGACAUCGGCCACAUCAACACCGCCGAAGUCGACGACCUCGCCGAGCCCGAUGACCCGAACUCGACCACCCGCUGGCCGUGGGAAAGAAAGAACCGCAAGCCGGUCGACCUCGACGCCAUCGCAACCAAGCGCAGCGUCUUCGAUGACCCCGCGCUGGCGCCCUUCUACAUGCCGCGGCCGGACCACGAGAACAUCCACCGCUUCUCGAUCCCGUUCCGGUGGACCUACCGCGAGGAGCAGGCGGUGCGGCGCAAGACGGACGUGCGCAUCUUCCUCUGGAUCCUGGUCAUGUUCUUCGCCCUCAACAUCGACCGCGGCAACCUGUCCAACGCGGUGGCGGACAACCUGCUGGACGACAUCUCCAUCACCACCAACGACUACAACAACGCCCAGAACAUGUACCGCGUCGGGUUCCUGGUCAGCGAGAUCCCGUCGCAGAUGCUGGGCAAGUGGCUGGGGCCGGACCGGUGGAUCCCGUGCCAGAUCGUGCUCUGGAGCCUGGCGUCGGGCGGGCAGUUCUGGAUGCGCGACCGCGCCGGCUUCUUCGCCUGCCGCUUCCUGCUGGGCCUGUUCAUGGGCGGCUUCAUCCCGGACGCGGUGCUGUACCUGUCGUACUUCUACACCGCCGCCGAGAUGCCCAUGCGGCUCGCCCUCUUCUGGUUCGUCGACUCCAUGUCGGGCGUCGCCGCCUCCUUCAUCGCCUACGGCGUGCUGCACAUGGGCGGCGUGCGCGGCCGCGAGGGCUGGCGCUGGCUCUUCCUCGUCGAGGCCGCCCUCAGCCUCGCCAUCGGCCUGCUCAGCUUCCUCUUCCUCGUCCCCGGCCCCACCCAGACCCGCACCCGCUGGAACCCGCGCGGCCUCUUCUCCGCCCGCGAGGAGCGCAUCCUCGUCAACCGCGUGCUGCGCGACGACCCCUCCAAGGGCGACAUGCACAACCGCCAGCCGCUCUCGCUCGCCAUGCUCGCCCGCAGCCUGCGCGACGUCGACCUCUGGCCCGUCUACGCCAUCGGCCUCGUCUUCGAGAUCCCCGCCACCCCGCCCAAGGCCUACCUGAGCCUCACCCUGCGCGACCUCGGCUUCGACGCCUUCCAGACCACCCUGCUCGGCAUCCCCGUCACCGUCUACGCCGCCCUCAACAUGCUGCUCGCCACCUGGCUGAGCGAGCGCCUCGGCCAGGUCGCCCUGCCGGGCCUGCUCGCCCAGCUGUGGGUCCUGCCGCUGCUGGUCGUCGAGUACGCGCGCGCCGGCGCCCUGUCGCCGUGGGCCCAGUACGCCGUGCUCUUCUUCCUGCUCGGCCAGCCGUCGCUGCACGCCGCCCAGGUCGCCUGGUGCUCGCGCCUCAGCGGCGCCGUGCGCACCCGCGCCGUCGGCGCCGCCCUGUACAACAUCGCCGUCCAGCUGUCCGGCAUCGCCGCCUCCAACAUCUACCGCGCCGACGACAAGCCGCUGUACAGGCGCGGGAAUCGCGACUUGAUCGCCAUCACGGUCGGCACCGUCGCCGCGUAUGCCGCCGCCAAGGCGUAUUAUGUGUGGCGGAAUCGGGGGAAGAGGGCGAAGUGGGAGGCCAUGACGAAGGAGGAGCAGCAGCACUAUUUGGCGACCACCGGGGACAUGGGGAACAAGCGAUUGGAUUUCAUGUUUGAGAGCUAG
This is a messenger RNA of Diplodia corticola, 1722 nucleotides long. RefSeq names its product major facilitator superfamily transporter. Bases 1 to 1722 code for a protein of 573 amino acids. Gene Ontology annotation, molecular function: transmembrane transporter activity. Lineage: Eukaryota; Fungi; Ascomycota; Dothideomycetes; Botryosphaeriales; Botryosphaeriaceae. The record is from RefSeq and is a predicted model, not a curated record. Gene Ontology annotation, biological process: transmembrane transport. Gene Ontology annotation, cellular component: membrane. The transcript has a single exon.